Odobenus rosmarus divergens (Pacific walrus) is the source of this 2355-nucleotide messenger RNA. It is a transcript of the gene VWA5A, whose product is annotated as von Willebrand factor A domain containing 5A. NCBI's taxonomy places the organism in Eukaryota, Metazoa, Chordata, Mammalia, Carnivora, Odobenidae. Bases 1 to 2355 code for a protein of 784 amino acids. The record is from RefSeq and is a predicted model, not a curated record. The transcript is spliced from 17 exons.
AUGGUGCUCCCUGGUGGCCUACUAACCCGCAAAGAGGAACCAGUACCCCUGAAGAGCAUCUGUGUGACCUUGUCCAUUCGUGAGUUCGUGGCUGGUGUGUCUGCUACCUUAAACUAUGAGAAUGAGGAAGAUGUUCCUUUGGAGACCUUCUUUGUGUUCCCCAUGGAUGAUGACUCAGCUGUCUACAGCUUUGAGGCCGUGGUGGAUGGGAAGAAAAUUAAAGCAGAAUUACAGGAGAAGAGGAAGGCCCACAGCAUCUAUGAGAGUGCCAUCAGCAACCGCCGCCAAGCUUUCCUAUUGGAGGAGGACAAGUACUCCAGGGACGUCUUCUGUUGCAAUGUGGGGAACCUGAACCCAGGGUCAAAGGUGGCGCUCACCCUGAAGUCCGUGCAGGAGCUGCCCUUGGAAGCAGAUGGAGCCCUGCGCUAUGUGCUCCCAGCUGUUUUGAAUCCUCGAUACCGUGGCUCUGGAUCGUUUGAGGACAGUUGCCUUGAUAUGAAGACUCCUGUAGUUCCUUUGGAGGACCUGCCCUAUACAUUCAGCAUGCUUGCCACCAUCAGUUCCCAGCAUGGCAUUGAGAGGAUCCAAUCCAACUGCCCUUUCAGCCCUACUGAAUACCUUGGAGAAGAUAAGACUUCUGCCCAGGUUUCCUUGGCUGAUGGACACAAAUUUGAUCGAGAUGUGGAACUCCUGAUUUACUACAGUGAGGUGCACACCCCCACUGUUGCUGUGGAGAUGGGGCAACCUAAAGACAACCCAGAUGGUUUCAUGAAAGAUCCGUCUGCGAUGGUGUGUUUCUACCCAAAUAUCCCAGAAGCUCAGUCACCAGUUAUCUGUGGAGAAUUCGUCUUCCUCAUGGACCGCUCAGGAAGUAUGCAAUGCCCCAUAAGUAAACAGGAUAAAUCUCAGCUGCGCAUAGAGGCAGCCAAGGAAACACUGCUUUUGCUGCUGAAGAGUUUGCCUAUAGGCUGUUAUUUCAAUGUCUAUGGAUUUGGAAGUUCCUAUGAGGCAUUCUUUCCGAAUAGUGUGCAAUACACUCAGCAGACCAUGGAGGAGGCACUGAGGAGAGUUAAGCUUAUGCAGGCUGACCUGGGGGGCACGGAAAUCUUGACACCACUCCAGAUCAUUUACAGGGAACCUUCCAUUGUGGGCCACCCACUUCAGCUUUUUGUCUUCACAGAUGGAGAAGUUACUGACACGCUUAAUAUAAUUAACGAAGUCAAGAGAAACAGGCUGAGGCACAGAUGUUUCUCCUUUGGUAUUGGAGAAGGAGCCUCCACCAGCCUAAUAAAAGGCAUUGCCCGGGUGGCAGGUGGCACUUCAGAAUUUAUCACAGGCAAGGACAGGAUGCAGUCCAAGGCUCUUAGGGCCCUGAAACGUGCUCUACAGCCUGCAGUAGAGGAUAUUUCUGUGAGCUGGGAUUUGCCUCAUGGCCUGUCUGCUAAAAUGCUUUCACCAGAACAGACUGUCCUCUAUAAGGGUCAGAGGUUAAUCGUCUAUGCCCUUUUGAGUGGGACCAUGCCUCCAGCAGAGGCGACAGGAGAAGUCUACCUCAAGUACACACUCCAGGGCAAGAAUUUGGAGAAUAGGGUGACAUUUUCUCUACAACCCAAGCCUGAUGACAACUUCACCAUUCACCGCCUUGCUGCCAAGUCCUUUCUCCAGGCCAAGGACAUGGGCUUCAGGGAUACUCCAGCAAAAGAUAAAAAAGAUGUGCUGAAAAUCAGCAUUGAUUGUGGAGUCAUAAGCUCCCAGACAGCCUUCAUUGCGGUCAACAAGAAUCUCAACAAGCCAGUUCAGGGGCCCCUGACUCGUAGGGAUGUUCCAAGGCCAAUUCUGUUGGGUGCAGCUUCAGUGAUGCCACAAUACCUUGGAUGUGCUCUUCCAAAUGCCAAGUCCUCCUACUUUUCCCCUGCAUCUCAGCCCACACGGACCAGUCGUUAUGAGGGUAUGCCAGAUCAGCGGGAUGGUUGCAAACCCUGUAGGCCCAUGGUUAGCAAGGACCUGUGCGCUCUAGUCUUUGGAGAUAAUCAUCUUGUGCAGCUGAUUUCCCUCCAGAAUGCAGAUGGUUCCUGGUAUCUGGAUGAAAAUCUGGCUGGGAUCCUAGGUAAAAGUUUGGAAGACUUACUGGCUGCAGUCCCUAUCAAGGAUGCAAAUUCCUCAAGCUGGGCCACAGUCCUGGCAGUGGUCUGGCUGCAUUCCAAUGCUAAGCAGAUGAAGGGUGAGUGGGAACUUCUGGAAAAGAAGGCCAGAACCUGGAUUCACAUCCAUGCAGCCUCCAUCGUGCAAGAGCUUGUGAAAGCUGCUAUUGUUUUCACCAAGUCAUCCGUGGACCCCGCCAUCUUUGCCCUCUGA